Molecule: messenger RNA, 934 nt
Organism: Hordeum vulgare subsp. vulgare (domesticated barley)
Lineage: Eukaryota; Viridiplantae; Streptophyta; Magnoliopsida; Poales; Poaceae
Exons: 2
Coding region: 216-587 (123 amino acids)
Source: RefSeq, a predicted model, not a curated record
CCAUCGCCCCGAAGCCACCUCCUCUGCUUCGCCCGUCUGCCUCUCAAGCCAGAAGGGGAGGAGCUCGUCUAACCGUGCCAGCCCGCGAGCCCGCGCCACGCUGCUCCCUCCAUCUCUCCUUAUCUCUCUCCAUUUUUUUCUCUAAUGCUCUUCCCCUCAUCCCUCUCUGCUUGCUCAACAGGAACCUGUAGGGUCAGCCAUGGAAGCCCAAGCUCAUGCAUGUCAUGCUCGCCUCUGGCCCCCCUUCCCCCUCGCGUGUUCUUCUCCAGGAGGCCCGCAUCGCCCGAAGCCGCGUCGGACGCCAAGGCCCGAGCUCCACCCGCCGGCAAUCCCUACCGCGCCGUCCGUCUUCUCGGUGGGGUUCACCUCAUCUCAUGCCAGGGAGACGAGCGCCCCCUGAUCCCGCCCGCCUGUGGAGAAUCAACGGUGCCCUCGAGCAGGAGCUCGAUUCUGAGCACCUCCCGCCCUGCCUAAACCAGGAAGGGAUCCUCGCCCGCGGAUCCAGCCUCUCCAAGUUCCACCGUUCCAUUCGCGGCCUCCGCACCCACCGUCAUCGCCGGAGCAGCGCCCAGCCUGUCGGUCUCUGAAUCCCCGCUGUAAGCAGUUCAACCAUGCCCAAAAGGCUUCUGUGUUGUCCUAGAUCCAUUCUAUCACGCAUAGGUAAUACAAUGUUAGCGCUAGUUUUUUUUACAUGAACAUGCUGUAGCCGACCUGGUCAACCCACAAAGCUAGCAAGCAGGAGCUCCUUGGUUCAAUCCCUAGCGCUUCCAACUUUUUGUUUUGUGCUCUGGCUGUUUUAGCUCGUGAGCGACUCUGUUGUUUGAUUCAGUUUCAUUUAGAUCAGCUCGAGGGGAUGUGCCAUAGCGUGCCAAGCCCAUCCAAUAACAUUUGUCAAUUGUAGCACGUACCCCAAUUUUGUCAGGUAUUUCCUUUU